Molecule: messenger RNA, 2178 nt
Organism: Drosophila mauritiana
Lineage: Eukaryota; Metazoa; Arthropoda; Insecta; Diptera; Drosophilidae
Product: double-stranded RNA-specific editase 1-like
Exons: 5
Coding region: 989-2083 (364 amino acids)
Source: RefSeq, a predicted model, not a curated record
AAAUUAAAUUACAAAAACGAAAAAAUCAAGAUGGAGGGAAAUCUUUGUCCACUCGCGGAAAACAACAAGCCAUUUGUCUUUGGAGGCAUUUACCGCACAAAGUGAAAGUGUGUGUAUUCAUUACAAUUGUGAACUCAUUUGCAAUAGCCACUAAAAGCGGGUUAAUCGAAAGUGCAAAGUCUGCACUGCAGAUCGUUGUCCGAAUUCCACCAGCAUCCACAAUGCACCCUCCAGCCCACCCCCACCUUUCCCUCUUCCAUAGCAUUUGUAUCCCACCCAUUUGGUCAGUGCACUCAUUCCACUCCCUUCGUGCUUUCGAUCAACCAGAGAUGGCUAGCACUGCGAUGGUUUCACGCUGGACUUGCGGUUAUCGCUAACUUUUAUGGCUACUGAAAAUGCAUUCACCCAAAAUUGUAACUAAAAUUAUUAGUUUUGCGUCAGAUAGCAAUGCCCAUUCACUCCACCGAAAGUGCCCGAAACGAGCCGGCGACCAUGAGCUCAGCCGAUGACCGAAGGAUCCCCAUAACUAUACUAUUCCAAGUCCAAAAUGAAUUCGUGUUUGAUUUGUUUCUUACUAAAAUAGAAAAAAUUUAACUUAUUUUAGAAUUGUGUAACUUAUAGAGCACUAGUCAUUAAAAAUUACUCUAUUUUUGCAUAUCGGAGAAAAUUCUAUUAGAAUUUGAAUUUGAUUUUCUCGAACCUCGCUGCAACAGAAUACAUUAACGAAAAAUUAACUCACCAUAAGACUGCAUUUAUUUCUUAAUCGGACUUUGCUGUUUUUAAACCCCUAAAAUUAAUGAGGGAAUUGUUACCCUACCCUAGAUCCACAGUAGCUGGGCAGGUGGCUCCGUUGGUGCGGAGCUUCGUUUCGGGGCACUUGGGUCGCAGGAAUGGCCAUGGCUAUUUCCUGAACUAUGGUUUUAAGUUGACCAGCCGACCACCCUGACGCUUCCUGAAUCCCAAUGCCACCGUCAAGCCUUUGAUCCAAAUGCCGUUGCAGGCCGCCAAUGUCCAGGAGCAGCAGUCUCCUCCGGUGGCUUCAUAUCCGACACCGGCCACUCCGGUGGCUGUUCAGCAGCCAUCGACUCCUGUCCCCGUUCAAGUGCCGAACUCGUCCGUCCAGCAGGAAAAUCCGGAUGCGGACGCCAUCGCCUCGAAGCUGCCCUUGCCAGUUAUCAUCAAGGAGGAGCCGAUCUCUGGCGACGAUGAACCGUCCGUCGACAUUAUAGAGGACAAUACCAGUGCCAGCGGCAUCGGGGGCAAGAUCCCAUUUAAAAAGAUCUUCCAAAAGCGCAAGAAGUCGUCUGAACGCACUCGGGACAAGAAGCUGCGACAGAACCGCCAGCUGCGCAAGUCCAUGCUCCCCAAGAACGCUCUGAUGGCCCUCAACGAGGUUAAGGGCGUGACCAUCAGCGAUUUCACCAUCGUCAGCAAUACCGACGGGGGAUUCACGGCCGUUGUCACUGUGAACUCCAAUCAGUACGAGGGCAAGGGUACCUCAAAGAUGACAGCCAAGAACGCGGCCUGCGAGAAGGCUUGGCGCGAUUUUAUAAUUGCGAAGAUGACGCCUAAGCCUCCCCGUAUUCACCAGGUGGAGAUAGGUGCGGAGCCAAUAGACACUAAAGAGGAUGAGGCCGAUGCACCGGAUGAUGAUCUGCCCAUGUUGAAUCUGGCUUCGUUUGCCAUCUACAAGCUGUUCGCGGAGUGGGAGCGCGAGGGCUAUGUCGUACCCGAGAUGAACGCUUCGGCCAAUGCUGCCCAGCAGGCCGGAGAGGAUGCCGGAACUCCAGUUCCCGCCGCGCCGAAGGAGCCAAAGAAGCCGCCAGUGCGUACGGAGCUACCCUCUGGCUGGGAGACCAUGCACCCGGCGACCAUUCUUUGCAUUAUGCGCCCGGAACUCAACUACGUGAACUACGGGUCAUCUGGCGACAAUACCAACGGCAUGCAGCAUCUGGGAAUCACGGUGGACAACCAGGAAUUCCACGCCCACGGCAGAUCCAAGAAGAUCGCCCGUCGCAACGUGGCCGUGAAAGUGUGCAACUCUCUAUUCGGCACAAACUUCACCUACGACGACACCACUUAAGACACCAACUCCAGCCGCAGACUCCAACUGCCGACAGCAACACACCUCGCCAACACGCCUCUCUUAACGGCCAGCAAUCAGAAGAUUGCGUCCCU